AUGACAAUAACUGCUCCAACAUUUUUUGUUUUGGUUUGCUCGGGCCAGAUAGAGUCUGCUCAUGGAUUGGAAGAAGGCAUUUCACAGUUUGCAAAAGGCCGCCAAGCUACCACUGUCACCGACCUAGGACAUCCCAUCAAGCCAUGUGUUUGGAAUUUUCCAGUCGAUAUCACAUUCAAGGCUACUAAUCCAUAUGGAUGGCCACAACUCCUUGUAACUGUGUAUGGACUGGACACAUUUGGUCGAGAUGUGAUUCGAGGAUAUGGAGCAGUACGAAUUCCGACAACCAGUGGGCAGCAUACACUCUAUAUAUCUAUGUUUGUUCCCAUUGCAACAUCACCUUUUAAUCAAUUUUAUUCGUGGAUUCAAGGUCGUCCACCAGAAUUUCUGGAUCCUAAAUUCGCAGCAAAAAGUAAUGGUAGAGAAAUUACAAGGGUUCGGAGUCAAGGAACAGUCAAAGUUCAGUUGAAUGUAUUGACAAAGGAUCUUGAAUCUUUAGGAUAUAUAGUUGAUUGUCCACGAGCACGGUAG
Messenger RNA from Batrachochytrium dendrobatidis JAM81, 531 nucleotides. RefSeq lists its product as uncharacterized. Gene Ontology annotation, cellular component: MKS complex. The record is from RefSeq and is a predicted model, not a curated record. Gene Ontology annotation, biological process: cilium assembly. Lineage: Eukaryota; Fungi; Chytridiomycota; Chytridiomycetes; Rhizophydiales. Bases 1 to 531 code for a protein of 176 amino acids. The transcript has 5 exons.